Molecule: messenger RNA, 8407 nt
Organism: Solenopsis invicta (red fire ant)
Lineage: Eukaryota; Metazoa; Arthropoda; Insecta; Hymenoptera; Formicidae
Product: epithelial discoidin domain-containing receptor 1
Exons: 16
Coding region: 427-3258 (943 amino acids)
Biological process (GO): protein phosphorylation; positive regulation of kinase activity; multicellular organism development
Cellular component (GO): signaling receptor complex
Molecular function (GO): collagen binding; ATP binding; protein tyrosine kinase collagen receptor activity
Source: RefSeq, a predicted model, not a curated record
GAGAUCCUCAGUCCGUCACGGGGUCGCGAGGGGUACGCACUGCUCUCGUCGGUUUCGCCCGUAGUGCCCGGGCUCGAACGUCGCAACGCGCGAAAAGCACGCGCCGCCGCGCCGCGUGAAAGUGCCCGCCGCACUGACAGUCCGCGCGCUCCUCGAUCUCUCUCCUCGCUGACGCGCGUCGCGAAAGAGUGUGGUGUGCAUGGUGAAAUGACGGCACCUUGUGGAUCACGAUAAUCGGACGGCGAUCGCGGGGUGACAGUGCGGGUGCCAGAAGGAAGGAAGGUCAGCACCGGUGAGCACUGCGGCACGAUAACCGGAGCUUGCGACGUACGCUACUGUCACUAAACGUUGACGAGGCAGAAAUGGCACGGCGGGAGUCUCGGUGAGGAAAGGGCGAGGGUGAAGCCCUCGCAGGAAAAGGGAGCUAUGGUGAAAAGCUUGGGUUUCCUCGCCAGAAGGGCACCACCUGCUGUCCACCUUUUCGUCGUUUUGCUCGCGCUCGCCCCCGCUUACCACGGCGUGGACCUCUCCCAAUGCAUCGCGCCGCUCGGCAUGGAGUCCGGGACGAUCCCGGACACGGAUAUCAACGCCAGUUCCAGCUUCGACACCGGAAACGUCGGACCCCACCUGGCACGAUUGAAAUCGGAGAACCUCGGUGGCGCCUGGUGUCCUAAGAACCAAAUCACCAAGGAAGCUCGAGAGUGGCUAGAGAUCGACCUUCAUACUAUCCACUUGAUCACGGCCACCGCUACCCAGGGCCGUUUCGGAAACGGCGUGGGUGUUGAAUUCGCAGAGGCGUAUCUGUUGGAGUACUGGAGGCCGCGACUGGGCAAAUGGGUUCGGUAUAGAGACAUCAAAGGAGAGGAGGUAAUACAGGGUAACACGAACACGUAUUUGGAGUCCAAGCACGAGCUGGAGCCGCCUCUGUGGGCGAGUAAGAUCCGUUUUCUACCCUACAGCUAUCACAGGCGGACGGUUUGCAUGCGGGUCGAGCUCUACGGGUGUUACUGGAGCGACGGCGUGGUGUCCUACUCGAUGCCCCAGGGCGAUAAAAGGGGCAAUGGAUGGGAAUUCUUCGACGCGAUCUACGACGGGCACUGGGACGGCGAGCUGCGCCGUGGCCUGGGUCAGCUGACGGACGGCAAGAAGGGGCCUGAUAAUUUCAAAAUGUACUACGAUAACGAUCGCGCCCAGGGCUGGGUGGGCUGGAGGAACGAUAGCCGCGGCCAACCGGUCGAGAUCAAGUUCGAGUUCGACAAAGUCAGGGAAUUCUCCGCCGUCCAUAUUUACUGCAAUAACGAAUUCACCCGAGGCGUCCAGAUUUUUUCACAAGUUGACAUACUCUUCAGUAUUGGCGGGAAAUACUACACAGGGGAACCUAUUACCUACACGUACAUGGAGGACAAGAUCUUCGAGACUUCUCGCAACAUCACGAUCAAACUUCAUCACCGAGUUGGAAAAUUCAUUAAGCUGAGACUCCAUUUCUCGGAUCGAUGGAUCAUGGUCAGCGAAGUAACCUUCGAUUCUGAUGUGGCACAUGGUAACUUCACGCCUGAGGAAGCCCCGACCACCGAAUCACCUAUCCAGAGUGACGUCUUCGUCGAGAAAAACGGCGCCGCCGAGGGCGAGCUCCCUGUUUCGACGGCGAAGCAUGACGACCCCACGUACAUGGCGAUCGUGAUCGGCGUACUGACCGCCGUAAUACUUUCACUCGCCGUGGCGAUAUUUCUGAUUGUUUCGCGACACAGGCAACGCAAGUGCUUCGCCAGUCCUAUGACCGGCAAAGCCCCUUCGCAUUUAGGUUCCACCUGCGCCACCGUGGAGAAAGGCGCGGCUCUCAUGGCGUACACCUUGGAGGACGACGAAAGAUACGCAGGCGGUUCCCUGCCGACUUUGCCGCGCGACCUCGGAAAUCGUCUCCUAGACAUCGUGAAGUUGGACGACUACCAAGAGCCGUAUCAGGCGCUAAAGUACGCGCCAUACUAUAGCUACAGCACCGUCGUUAUGGAGAUGAAAGACAUGAUGCUGAACAACAAGAGCACCAACAUCAAUCACUCAGCGGUGUACGCGAACGGUGCAGUUGACACGUCGUACGAUUAUGCGGUACCGGAACUCGGCACGGUGCCCCUGCUCAAUCAGGAUGCUGGUGCCGGCCGCGGGGCGACCGUUUCCAGUGCCACCGGCGAUCAGGAUACUUUCUUCUCCAAGAGUUCGCGGGGCACGAAGACCGAGGACAAGAAGUCGCCGACUCAACAGGAGGUACUCUCGGCCCUGAAGAGACGUCUGGAGCAGACCAGCGUACCGCUCUUCCCACGGCAUCGCCUUCGCAUGCUCUCCAAGCUCGCCGAAGGCGCCUUCGGAACGGUAUACGUGGCGGAAGCUGAAGGGAUUCCGGAAUACGGAACGACGACUACCCUUGGCAAGCGGCUCGUCGCCGUCAAGUUUUUACUGCCGGAAGCCAGCGAAAAGGAAAAGUUGGACUUCCAAAGGGACGUGAGAAUUCUAGCUGCUCUGGAAGAUCGCAAUAUCGCUCGGGUCCUGGGCGCCUGUUACCGCGAGGAACCGUACUGCGUGGUGAUGGAAUAUCUGGAACACGGGGAUCUCUGUCAGUUCCUCAAGACGCAUAUCACUGCCGAGGACGCGCAUUCCAUGCCAAUUGGCGUCAAGACACUCAGUUUCAACUGUCUCAUCUACAUGGCGGCGCAGAUCGCGUCGGGCAUGCGGUAUCUGGAGAACCUGAACUUCGUUCAUCGGGAUCUGGCUACUAGAAACUGUUUGGUCGGUAAGGCUUAUCAUAUCAAAAUCUCGGACUUUGGCACGGACAACGAGCUGUACUCCUGCGAUUACUACAAGGUAGACGGAACCAUGCCGUUGCCGGUACGAUGGAUGGCCUGGGAAUCAAUAUUUUUGGGGAAAUACACGACCAAGAGCGACGUGUGGGCUUUCGCAGUCACCCUCUGGGAGAUUUUGAAUCUCGGCAGACGUGUCCCCUACGAGCACCUGUCCGACGAGGAAGUGGUGCAGAGCCUGCGGCAACUGCAUCACGCCGCUGACUGCAGCAACGCCAAUCCCGAAGAUAGUUGCAAGGAGGAUUCCGGAAACGGCUUCGAUUACUUGCCGCGGCCCACCGCCUCCUCCAAGGACAUCUACGAUCUGAUGCUCGAGUGCUGGCAGCGAGAGGAGACCGAGAGACCGACUUUCCGUGAGAUAUCGCUCUUUCUGCAGCGGAAAAAUCUUGGAUACGCUCCAACAUCCUGAUAUUGAGCCCCAAAUUUCAACGAGCGCGACGUUCUUAAUAGUUAUACCGCGAAUCGGAGCAGUUCGCUCGUUUCCAAAACGAAACGACGAGUGUGCGAUGACGGUCAACGUUCUCAUCCGAGAAGCUGCAAGGACGAGCGAAUAAUGGUCAAGCGAGAGGGAGGAAUUGACUGACGAGAGAAGAAGGCGACGAGUCGCAGACGGGAGGGUAGUUACGUAUCGCGACAUCGAAAUGAUAAGUACAACAAUGGAAUUUUAUUGUCGGGCAACGAAAUGAAGCUUUGGAACUUGGGAGUCUACUGACAGGAAUCGAUCGUCCUUCAAUUCACGUGUACUUUUUUUCGGACAACGACUAUUAGCGGACAAGAAAUAAAGUUAGAAAUAGAUAGAAGAGCUAUAAGUGCGGGUCGAAUCUUUGAGAAUCUUAUGAUACCGGUCGAUUUGUGUCGUUCGCGGGUAGUUGAAGGUAUCGUGUGCCGCGAAUACAACUGAUCUCCGCAGAAUGAUCUUCAGUAACGAGACUGUUCGAGCAUAUCUUAUCGAUUUAGAGAUCGAUCAUGACAAACACGUACGGUAUCGUAUCUCGACGCACGAAGUUAUCUAUGUAAACAUAUGACUCUUUUACGAAGAAAAGCGCAAGAACGGAAAAGCGAAUUUUUGAACACGACAAUCGGACGAGAGCGAAAUAGAAACUUGCCCGUCGUAGAUGAUCGCUCGGCGAAGAAUUUCCGAGGUUGUUUGAAGGAGAUUGGACGUUUGUGAGGCCCGCGACACCGAGGAGGAUCCUCUCCGUCGAUCGUCGGGUAUUUAGGAGCAAUACCAUAUAAUUGUAAUACAGCUGUGAACAUUCCUGCACGGAUGGGUACCUAUACUUGCGCAAUUAGGUAAUUACGCAAAUAGGAAGAGUCGUUACGUAAGGAGAAUAGUUAGGAAUAGUUUCCCUCGGGAUUAUAUCAUUUUGAUUAAGGGUUCGAUGAGAAAUGUAUGAAUCACAUUGACGUACGGUAAUGUAGCAGCUACGAUAACUAGACGCUACGACAACUGCUCGAGUUAUCGUGAAGCAUUAUAACUGAGUGUAUUUUAUGAACGUAUGGGUGCCUACCUCCCCCCUUUCUCUUUAUCACUCUCCUUUACUCUCUUUCAACGUGUAUUGUAUCGUCCGGACCCUCUCUGGGCCUAUUUGUGAACGCGAAUCUACAUGUAAUUUACGUCGCGAAAUCCUUUAUCGUCAUAAGACAUAUCGUGAAAUGAUUAUCGUGAUGCAACGACGCAUCAAUGACGAAUUAUCUGAUAGCGAAUAAGUUGAAUGUCUUUUUAACGCUACUUUUGGUUCGUAUCUCAAACGGAGAUCUGUGUGAAAUGUAAUACACGCGAGAAUACUAAAUAACUUCAGAAGCAGUCAGGUGACUGUAAAGAUUUCUCGAUAGUACAUGUUUAUUCGAACGAUGUAACUAACCGCAAUCACAGUUAACGUGAAUGGGAUUCGUUAAUGUCGUAACUAGACGAAUAUCAUUGUAAGCGUAAGAUAGACACGAAGGGUACUCCGUUUUACCUAUUCUGCAUUGGAAGACGGUACUAGACUACGUAUCAUGACUAUGACACAUCAUAAUUGUAACUUUAUAUGAUAGGCGGGAUCAAUGAAAUUAGAAUAUUGUAUAUAUAUAUAGGCGUACCGUAGUAAGAGGCGCGUUGUCAUUACAUUUUUUCAAGAGUGACGGGUGAAAAUCGAAUUGACUCCGAGGUAUACGCUCGCUUUGGUAAUUUGGUAUCAACGUGGAAACGUAUGGCAAUUAUUUAGCUUCCGGUAAUUAUCCGUAGCGAGUGGUAAUAGGUUGACGAAAGCUUGACAUAUCGGAACGUACUUUCUUAUAAAAUUGAAAAAGAGAAUACACGCGCGGAGAACGGUCGUAAAUCAUUUUAUUAAACGCUUGGAAAUUAACGAAUUUACUCCGGCGUCUUCAGCGAUACACGACUUCGAUAAUAUAUUUCGAUCGACUUUAAGUUCCGUGUAUUUAUAUACCAGAUGGACACUAUAUUACAACUUAUGCGAUAUUUAGCGGAUAGGCGAUGUUACCGUUAUAUCAUUAAAAUACUAUUUAUAUAAAUUAACGUAAUACCGUGUAAGGAGUAGCGAUGGUACGGAGGCACAGCCAUACGUAGUUAAAAUAUAUGCGUUGAAUUUAAACGUAACUGGAAUUGCUUCUACAUCACCGAGAUAUCGAAAUCGUCUAAAGCGAGUGGAGAAUGCACCGGCUAAUGCGAAAUCGCGAAAUAUAAAUUUACGAGGUAAUAGAAAUAGGCAAUACCAAUUUUCGAUCUUGCCAGAGGUGAAUAAUAAAUAGCCAGUCGAUUAAGUCUAACGGCGUUAAGUCUAAUUUUACAUUUUGCAUAAGGGGAGUACCGGAUCAACAGACAUAUAAUUUCGUGCUGUCGCGAAAUUUUUGGCCAAUCGAUUUUUCGCAUGCGGUUGUGACUGAGUUGAAACAAUAAUAUAUACCUAUCGUCGGUACGUUUUUAGUCCAAAGCAGACUGCCAUUAUAUUUCUAGAUGAUAAUAGAGAAUGAAUUGUAGUUGCGUUUAGAUUCGCCAAUAUAAGCAUAACGCUGCCUUUGGCUAUAUUGUUGCCCUUUACUGCUAACGAGUAACUUACUUGUCUACUCAUGUGAUAAUUUAGUAUAUUUCUACGUAUCUACCUGUACCUACCAAUUCGAAAAUCUUCAUGGCGAAAGGAUUAUUCCAAUACACUUUGUUUUUAUUAUAAAUCAUAGUAGUUCAGAUAAAGUAUUAAUCAACUUGAAAUAAUUGUGAGGAAUGAUGAAAAACCUACGGAUCCUACGUUUAGGAUCUAGCAGCUUCACCAUAUAAAUCCAGUAGCUGCUCCGUAAUUUAUUAUUAGAAGUCAGAUGUUAGUGAAAUAGGAUAAUGUAAUAUGAGAUAAAACGUAAAGGAAAUAUGCGUAAUCCUUUCUCUAUGUAAAGAUUCGCUAUUAUCUAGAUAACUUACUUCUACCUAGCGUGCCCUUUUUUCAAUGAUGGUUGAUUAUAUUCUUUGCGAAUAAUUCGAGCUCUGUCAAUGGCAUCACUGAGGUAAAUGUUCGGAACUGCGGUAUCAGGGACGAGAGUAAAAAUAUUUUGUUCGAGCAUUUGUAAGAUAACGAAUACUAGAUCGUCAUAGUUUCAUUUUUUUAAGCCCUACGUAUCGAUAGACUCCGAUUUCAACAAUUAUUUUAAUUACAACGAUAUUUCCUUAUCGUUCGCUAUAUUACAUUGCUGAUUUCUUCGAUAUACAUUUUAAAUGCGUAUGAUUGACAAUCAUGCUUGCCUCGGAAAUUUAGAAAAUAUAUUUAGUAUCAAUCGCGACUUUUUUAACAUACAAUUAUAACUAACCGAAUUGACAUUUUGUAAUAAUUUAAGAUGUUUAGUUAGCAUUCCCAUCAUAAAAAUUCAUGAUAUGGUAUCUAUGUCAGAAUUAAGUGCUUUAUCUGCUAAUUUUGUAAUAUUUCUAAUUUUUGUGCUCAAGUAGUUUAGCAGAAAAUUGCGAUUAAAAGUGGAGAUACUGGCUUAACAUUAAAUCAGCAUUAUAAUUAUUUAUAAAAUCAAAAAGUUAAUACAGCAGAGUCAAAUGGUUUUUAUGUGCUUUCAAGAUCAUUUAACAAAACAUAUUUAUGAUUUAUUCUAUUAAAUAUAUCUAUGAUAUAUUAAUUCUAUUAAAUAAUCUUGAAAGUACAUAAAAAGUACUUCUGCUAUAUUAAUUUUUUAAUUUUAUAAAUAAUUAAAAUGAGAGGUGCCGUUAAGUCAGCAACUUCACUUUCAAUCGCGAUUUUCUAUUAAACCGCCCGAGCUCAAAAAUUAAAAAUAUAGUACAUAAUUAACACAUAAAAAGCAUUUAAUUUUGACACAGAUAUCAUUUAGAAUUCUUGUGAUGGGGGUACUAACUUAACAGAUAUUAAUUUAAGACAUCAUCAUGAUCUUCAUCGUUAACCCCAAUUCUCAAAAACAAAUACAAUUUUAUUAGCGCGAUAAAAUAUUAGGUUUUUUAAAUGUAACAGUCGAAUAAUAUGCUAACUGAGAUAUAAUUUCAAUUGCAAUGUUUUGCAGGACGGAGAUUACAACGGACAUUAUAAUUCCAUUAAUAAUGGAUAACUUCAUAACGAUAUGCAUCAAUAUCAUGAUUAAUGUCAUGCAUUCGCGUAUUGUAUACGAUCAUUAUGCUUAAUUUGGAAGUUAUUUCAGAUGAACUUAAACUGCAUCGUACAAAAUGGUAUAUCAUUAUAAUUAAAAAAAGACAUCGCGGCAAUGAAAUUAAUGUACAAUCGUUGAAUAAAUUUUUUCUUUCGUACACAAGCGAAAUAUAAUUUCGAUAUACUCUAUUGUUGACCUCUAUGGCGGAAUUGCGAGGAAUUUACAGGUAAUCGUGGGUAAACUGGGGGAGAGCUCAUCUAGUUGUAUUUUCUAUCUAGGUAGGGGCAACGCACGGCCACGUUUUGCACUAUGGUUUUAGAAUAUUAUCUUUUUAAAAAAUUAUCCGGAGGACGAAACUUUUUCGGGAUUGAUAAAAAAAAAUUCAUCGGUCUCUAAUAAGAUGGGAACUGACACAGCGAAACUGACCAUUGGCCACGAUGAGUUGCCCAUGCCUGUUCUACGCUAUCGAACCUUGAUCGUUAUAGUCAUAAAAUUAUUUUGUACUAAGAACUGUUUAUAAUUUUGUAUCUAAUCUCUGUAAAUAUCAAGCAGAUUGUCUAUGAGUAAUAAAGCUUGAACAAACUCGAUUUAAGUAGACUAUAAAUAUAUAAACGGGGAAAAAGUAUAUAUAUAUAUAAAUAUAAAUAUAUAUAAAUACAGGUAUUUAUAAUACAUCUAUAUUUUAUUUAGUCGUAAGGCAGCGAGAGCGAAGAGAUGUAAGUAAAUUUCGCGUAAGCGCGUAUCGGUAACAUAACAAGGUACAACGAUCUAGGAAUUAUUUGUAUUAUAAAGACAAUUAAGGGACAAAUCAUAAAAGUAUACAUGUUACUCAGUAGCCGUGUAUAUAUAUACAUAUAAUAUUAUACAUCUAGAAUCUACCUAGUCAUGUACGCGACACUUUAACAAUUAAAGUGUAUCCCUGACAACAAAUGCAAAAUACAACAUGUGCUGUUCUUUGACUAUUCUUG